GUAGUGCAGAGGAAGAAUAUGAAGAAAUACCCAAACAAACAAAACGAUUAAGGGAAGAAGAGACACAUGCCAGACCUAUAGUUCAUGCUGUUUCAAUGUUUCGAAACAAAGUUUUAACAGCAGCAGAAGUACAGAAAUUUGGACAUUCUUAUUCAAAAUGGUCACAAGAUUCUGAUGAAAUUGAAGGUCGAGGCAACUGA
Entrophospora candida is the source of this 200-nucleotide messenger RNA. Lineage: Eukaryota; Fungi; Glomeromycota; Glomeromycetes; Entrophosporales; Entrophosporaceae. The record is from the annotation of a GenBank genome assembly.